Molecule: messenger RNA, 1781 nt
Organism: Xiphophorus maculatus (southern platyfish)
Lineage: Eukaryota; Metazoa; Chordata; Actinopteri; Cyprinodontiformes; Poeciliidae
Gene: aqp12
Product: aquaporin-12-like
Exons: 2
Coding region: 744-1673 (309 amino acids)
Cellular component (GO): cytoplasm
Molecular function (GO): channel activity
Source: RefSeq, a predicted model, not a curated record
GCACAGUAGGUUCCAGAAACAAGGCAGUUCAAAGUGCUUUACACAUUAGAACAUACAAUAACCAAUUAUGAAACAAGCAAUAAGUGUUACAUCUUGCCAAAAGCCAUCUUCAAGAAAAUAUACAUCAAAUAAAUUGAUCAAUGUUCCACUUACUACUAAUCAGAGGCAGAGUAAACAGGUGGGUUUUAAGCCUGGAUUUAAAGGAACUCAGUGUUCCAGCGUCUUUGUGGUUUACUGAACGUUUGUUCCAGGUUUAUGGUGCUUCUCCUAUGUUUGUCGAAUUUUGAGGAACAAAAAAAGCGAAACAAGUUAACACAUUUCUUAAAAAAUUUAUUAACUUAUAAAAAAAAUAAAAUAAAAAAUAAAGGCUGUAACAAAAAGCGUGGAUAACUGCGAAUCCUUUCUGGAUGCACUGUACCUCACCUGUUUUAAAACUCUUAUCUGACGGUCCAUACGGCAGUACAUUUCCUAUUACCAACAGUGCCGUUGGUGCAGGAAUCAUUAGGCUAACACUGAAUGGAAACCAACAUCAAACAGUCACUGAAAGACAGCCAGCUGCCUGACCUGACAUAAAGGCCUGUGUGUAUUUUGGCAGGUGGUUUUGGGAUAAAAAACCUGACGUGUCUCUGAUAAGAAAUGGGUCUGUGCGUGCGCCACGUUGUCAAAAAGAAGCCCUGCUGCUGGAUCAACCCUUCAUUCAUUCCUCUUUUCCAAGAGACGGAGGACGACACCCGAGGUCAGCCAUGUCUGGACUUAACGCAUCACUUGGGUACUUUCUGUCGGUGGUGAUUUUCGCGGUCUUGGUCCAAACGCUGUUCAGAAAAUGGCCUCGGUUUAGCUUUGUGUCCGAGUUCGCCGCCUCCUUCAUGCUGGUGGCGUGCUGGCUGGAGAUACAGACCAUCGUGGAGGUGGGCCAGUGGGCCGGGGGCCUGGGCCAGGACGUGACCGUGACCAUGCUGUUUGUGUUGCUGCUAACUCACGGCGUGCUCUGCGCCGGAACGUCGGGGAAUCCCAGCCUGGUCGUGCAGAAGUUCCUGCAGCUGGAGGCCGGCGCUCUGCCCACGGCGCUCGCUGUCAUGGCCCAGUUCGCCGGGGCUCACCUGGGCCUGCUGGCAGCCAGGUACUACUGGAGCCUGGAGUUGACCGACAUGCACAUGAUCAAAAACCUCAUGUCGAGAGAAUGCAGCACGUCCCUGCUGGUCUCCGUGGUUCAAGGCUUUUUUACAGAGUGUGCCUGCGCGCUCCUCUUUCAUCUCAUCCAGUUAAAUCUGAGACGCAGAUCGGCUCUGAUCCGGGUACCCCUGAUCGCAGUUCUACUCACUUUCUUCUCUCAUGUCGCCAGGAGCUACACCUCUGCUUUCAUGAACCCAUCUCUGGCUUAUGGACUCACCUUCCACUGUCCUGGAUUUACCUUCAAAGAGUAUGCAUUGGUCUACUGGCUGAGCUCUCUCACAGGUAUGUCACAUUACUCAACACCAAACGGUGCGUUCGUGUGUGUGUGUCGCAGUCUGUUAACAGUUUCUUUAAAAAUUGCUUGUUUCCCAGGGAUGAUGUUGGCUCUUCUCCUUUACAUGGGUCACAUUCCCAAGCUUUUUGCCAAGAACCUUCUGUAUUUCCAGAAGACACGCUUCAGAGUGCCGAAAGGAGACAAACCGGAAAAGAAGAAAAAGUGACAGAUGGUAAUAGAAAAAAAAGACUAUUACAAGAAAUGGUCAAUGCUAAUAAGAGGUUUACUUUAACUGAGCAGCAAAGGAUGCAUUAUGUGAAAUAUUUGGAAAAAA